Messenger RNA from Kwoniella botswanensis, 1752 nucleotides. RefSeq names its product nicotinate (nicotinamide) nucleotide adenylyltransferase. Gene Ontology annotation, biological process: NAD+ biosynthetic process. NCBI's taxonomy places the organism in Eukaryota, Fungi, Basidiomycota, Tremellomycetes, Tremellales, Cryptococcaceae. The coding region runs from base 1 to 1752 and encodes 583 amino acids. Gene Ontology annotation, molecular function: nicotinate-nucleotide adenylyltransferase activity; nicotinamide-nucleotide adenylyltransferase activity. The transcript is spliced from 8 exons. The record is from RefSeq and is a predicted model, not a curated record.
AUGGCUGCAAACGGGUUCAAAUCCCCUGCACCCGUCUUACCUGGAUUAGGUUUACAUAGCUUUCAUAAUGAUUCACCCCCAUUCGCAGGUGCAGCCACUUCCGAACAUGGUGACCCGGAAUACCUCUCUUUAGAAUCCAGUCAGACAUUACUUUUAUCCUCUCCUCAUGAUGAUUCGCAACUACUACCUGAACGACACCAACAUGAAGAUCAUCAUCGCAAUCCGCAAAACAAUCUCACUCGUCUACCAUCUUCUUCAUCUAUAAAUACAAUCCAACCCCAACCCAAAUCAAAUACAAGAAUUAACGCCCCAGUCCCACAGAGGAUACCUAUUCCUUCCAACAACUCUAAUCCUGUAGAUGAUGAUCUAUCUUUAUCUUCAAGUAGAUCUAGGAGGUUAUUGUCAGGCUACCUAUUUGGUAAUCCACCUUCACCAAUGGAAAACAAAAAUUUAGCAGAAGAAGUAGAUGCAGUCGCUGUAGCAGGUGGAAUAGGUCGAAGACCAAGUUUAGAUUCAGAAGAAGAAGGUAGAUAUCCAUUACCUACUCCACCGAUAAAGGACGAUAGGGAUUCACCACCUCUAUCAGAAGCUUUCAAAUCCUAUUCUUCACCUAACCCUUCCCAAACCAACAAUCGUACCCUCUCUGCACAAAGCUCCAACUCGCAGAUAGAGAAAAGAACAGGAGAGAUUUCAUUGAAUGAUUCACCUGAAUACCGACCUGCAUCCUCGACAGAGGCUACAGCAAGUCACGAAGCGAACUCGGUAGGAGUAACGAACCAAACUGGAAUUAUCAAGUUGACCAAUAAUCCUGAGCAAAAUGAUACUCCGACACGGGGUCAAGGCACAAGGUCAAAGUCGAAAGAACCUGGACAAGGACAAGGAGGAUACGAUCCGUUAGAUGGAUUGAAUGAUGGCGAAGCUGAUUUGGACCUGAGUGCACCUCAGGCUACGGAUGGUGGAUCAGGGGCGUAUUUGAGAGGUGAAGUGGAAUAUAGUUUCCCUAGACAUAGAUUGAGGAAGACCAUGAAAGAUGAAAGUAAGAUUCCUCUUGUCAUAGUCGCCUGUGGUUCAUUUUCUCCUCCUACUUACCUUCACUUGAGAAUGUUCGAAAUGGCCAAAGAUGAGAUUAUAGAAUCGCAGACGUAUGAAAUCAUGGCAGGGUAUUAUUCGCCUGUAUCAUCUUACUACAAGAAAUCAGGUCUCGCACCGGCCAAUCACCGAGUGAGGAUGUGCGAGCUAGCCGUCGAACAUACAUCGACAUGGUUGAUGGUGGAUCCUUGGGAAGCUGGUCAGCCGGAAUAUCAACGAACGGCUAUAGUUUUGGACCACUUUGAUGAGAUGCUCAACGGAGGAAAGAACGGCGAGGGGGGAGUGAUCAUGAAUGAUGGGAAGAAAAGGAGAUAUAAAAUUAUGUUGUUGGCUGGAGGAGAUCUGAUUGAGAGUUUUGGUGAACCGGGAGUAUGGAGUGAACCUGAUUUACAUAUUAUCUUGGGUCGAUUCGGAUGUCUGAUUGUCGAAAGAGCCGGAUCGGACGUAUGGGCAUUCUUGCUCUCUCAUGAUAUACUGUAUCAUCACAGACGUAAUGUCAUUGUGAUCAAACAGUUAAUCUAUAACGAUAUAUCUUCGACUAAAGUCAGGCUGUUCGUCAGGAGAGGAAUGAGUAUAAAGUACUUGUUACCGAAUAGCGUCAUACAGUAUAUAUACGAUAACAAGCUUUAUAGAUUUACCGAUGUCAAAGCUACCAUCGGGUAG